Messenger RNA from Cuscuta campestris, 1310 nucleotides. NCBI's taxonomy places the organism in Eukaryota, Viridiplantae, Streptophyta, Magnoliopsida, Solanales, Convolvulaceae. The record is from the annotation of a GenBank genome assembly.
UUUUUUAAAGAAGUGAAAUCCGAAUACUUGUUUUUUUUAACGGGAAAGGGAGAGGAGAAGGGGGGCAACCCGGCGGAGGACUGUGUUGCUGCACUAACACCUCAAUCAAAGGCGUCGCCUUCAACUCCUCCGCCGACUCUCUGCUCUUAAGUUCUUCUCGCUCAAUGGAUGAUGAGAAGCGGAAGAGGGAAAUGCCGACAAUUCCGCCGUACAUGAAAGCCAUUUCCGGAUCUCUGGGAGGAAUCGUGGAGGCGAGCUGCUUGCAGCCGAUUGACGUGAUCAAGACUAGGCUUCAGCUGGACCGCUCCGGUUCGUACAAGGGGAUCGUCCACUGCGGCUCCGCCGUCAUCAAGCACGAAGGUGUACGGGCUCUGUGGAAGGGGUUGACCCCAUUCGCCACUCAUCUCACGCUCAAAUACGCGCUCCGGAUGGGAUCCAACGCCGUCCUGCAGUCUGCUUUCAAGGAUUCCGAAACGGGGAAUCUCAGUCCGUACGGUAGGGUUCUAUCUGGCUUCGGAGCUGGCGUCCUCGAAGCUCUCCUCAUUGUUACCCCUUUCGAGGUGGUGAAAAUACAGCUACAACAGCAAAGAGGUUUAAGCCCAGAGCUUCUAAAGUACAAGGGGCCUAUACACUGUGCCCGGAUGAUCAUCCGUGAAGAAGGGAUCCGCGGGCUUUGGGCUGGAGCAGCCCCAACUGUGAUGCGAAACGGGACAAACCAGGCAGCCAUGUUCACAGCCAAAAACGCAUUCGACACAGUUUUGUGGAAGAAAGACGAAGGUGAUGGCCGAGUUCUCCAGCCAUGGCAGUCAAUGAUCUCUGGAUUCCUUGCAGGGACGGCAGGACCUGUGUGUACUGGCCCAUUUGAUGUUGUGAAAACGAGGCUGAUGGCUCAAAACAGAUCAGGGGGUGAUCUGAAGUACAGGGGAAUGUUUCAUGCUAUCUCGACUAUAUACACCGAAGAAGGUUUGUUGGCUUUGUGGAAAGGUUUGGUUCCCCGGCUCAUGAGGAUCCCUCCUGGGCAGGCCAUCAUGUGGGCUGUUGCUGACCAAGUUAUUGGCUUGUAUGAGAGAAGACAUAUGCCACUAUAGGUAUAUAGCUUCCCUUUUUAUUUUCCUCUCCUUUUUAUUGCGGUUUUUAGAUCAUUCUUUUGCAAAAGCCUGCAAGCUGUUUGAUCUCACUUUGAUUUCCUAGUUUCAACCGCACUAACAUUGAAUGACACGGUUCUCUAGUAUCCGGCAAGCAGUAUUCGAGACAAGCCAAAAUUGAGAUUUCAGUGUUUGAGAUUAAAACAAUGAAAAUAAAGUGGUUGA